UCCCGACAUUUUCGCUUCAUUUUACAGUGCUGCGUCUGUGCUGUGGCUAUUAAUCUUGUGUGCACAGUUACUAUUGUAUGGAAAGCAACAGCAGGUGUUAAUCAAUCCUUUACCUAUAUAGGGAAUGAUUUUCCUUUGAAAAUGCCUCUGCCGAAAUUUCAGGAAGUUCAAAUGGCAUACUAUGAGUCGGUACACUAUGCUUUCAAUGGGACUCAACCGCAGGAUAUUGCAGAGUGGGAUACUGUUGUCAACUUACCUGAAGGAUUUGGACGGGUCCGAUUGGGACCAGAAUGGCGUACCUUUGUCCUCACCUAUUACCAUCAGCUUCACUGUCUGCAGAGCAUUCAUGAGGCUUUCACUGCCCCUAGCAGCUUUGACAGUAGUGGGCAUGACCACGAACAUCUUGAGCAUUGUUUCAAUUAUCUUCGCCAGACAUUCAUGUGUGAAGCUGCUGACUCAUUGGAAAGGGGUAAUUUUCAUGAGCAAAAUUUUACGGCAGAUCGGAUUGGAGAGACAGUAGUGUGCCGGGAUUGGAGUUCAAUAUUUGGAGCAGCUACCGAGAAUUAUCGUUCCUGGAAACAUAGAUAUAGAUUGCAUUCCAGCAUUUAGUCAAUAGACUGUCAUGUAC
Molecule: messenger RNA, 628 nt
Organism: Lentinula edodes (shiitake mushroom)
Lineage: Eukaryota; Fungi; Basidiomycota; Agaricomycetes; Agaricales; Omphalotaceae
Exons: 2
Biological process (GO): mycotoxin biosynthetic process
Source: RefSeq, a predicted model, not a curated record